Prunus dulcis (almond) is the source of this 449-nucleotide messenger RNA. RefSeq names its product MLP-like protein 28. The record is from RefSeq and is a predicted model, not a curated record. Gene Ontology annotation, biological process: defense response. The coding region runs from base 57 to 449 and encodes 130 amino acids. NCBI's taxonomy places the organism in Eukaryota, Viridiplantae, Streptophyta, Magnoliopsida, Rosales, Rosaceae. The transcript has 2 exons.
ACAUCGAUCGUUACUUAUACUUAAUUCUGAGUAUCAUCACAACAACAACUGAUAGCAUGGCGCCUCUGAAAGGUAAGGUUGAGACUGAAAUAGAAAUUAAGGCACCGGCUGAGAAGUUCUACAACAUCUUCAAGAGCCGGGCACACCACGUCCCAAACAUUUCUCCUGGCAGCAUUCAAGGAGUUCAGGUGCAUGAAGGAGACUGGAAAACACAUGGCUCCAUUAAGAGUUGGAAUUACUCAGUAGGGGAUGAAGUCGGGGUAUUCAAGGAAAAGGUGGAGUACAACGAUGAGAACAAGUCCAUAACUCUGAAUGGGGUGGAAGGAGAUGUCUUCAAGUAUUUCAAAAGCUUUAAGCCUGUCUAUCAAUUCACUCAAAAGGAUGAAGGUAGCAUUGCGACCUUGUCGAUUGCAUAUGAGAAAAUAUGCCAUUAUUUUCAAAUAAUAUAA